AUGUCUGGUCAAAAUGAUGAAAUUGCUCUAAUUGAUCCAAAUGUCGAUCCAUAUCGAUAUUUGGGCAUUAGGCGUAAUACGGACGACUCUAUUAUACGUCUACCAGAAUCAACUCUUCCGUUUGCCACUACUAUUCCUGAUCUUUCCUUAGUCUUCACUAAAGAUCUCAUCAUUAACCCCACCAAAAACACAUUGGCUCGUAUUGUCAUCCCUCGUAAAGUACUAAACUCAAACAAUAUCAAUACCACAACCAAACUCCCUCUUAUAGUAUAUUUUCAUGGCGGAGGAUUCGUAAUUGCAGCUAGUGUAGACACACCGUUCUUACAAACGUUUUAUGAAACACUUGUGGCUGAAAUUCCAGCCAUAGUUGUAUCUGUCGAUUAUCGAUACGCACCCGAAAAUCGACUUCCAGCAGCUUAUGAUGAUUGUAUCGAAUCACUGCAUUGGAUCAAGAACAAUCCUGAUGAGUUGCUGAAAAAAUAUGCUGAUUUUUCUAAGUGUUUUCUCAUGGGGACAAGUGCAGGUGGUAACAUAACUUACCAUGUAGGUUUACAAGUCGCUGGAAUUAGUGAAUACCUUAAGCCUUUAGAAAUCAAAGGAUUGAUUUUACAUCAUGCUUUCUUUGGUGGGAAUGAAAGGACACAAUCGGAACUAAGGUUAGCUUUUAACAAGAUAUUGUCACUAAAUGUGAGUGAUAUUAUGUGGGAGUUAGGUUUGCCUAUAGGAAGUGAUCGUGAUCAUCCUUAUUGCAAUCCAAUGGGGGAGAUUAAAUCAAAUGAUAAUUUGUUUGACCAAGUGAAAAUACAAGGUUGGAAAGUUUUGCUGAUUGGUUGUGAUGGUGAUCCUUUGAUUGAUAGACAAACUGAACUUUCGAAAAUGUUGAAAGAAAAAGGGGUGCAAGUUGUGGACAUUUUUAGUGAGGGAGGGUUUCAUGCCUGUGAAUUUUUUGAUCCUAACAAGUUGAAAGAAUUGGCCGUUGUUAUAAUGGAGUUCGUGAGAGGUUAA
Nicotiana tabacum (common tobacco) is the source of this 1005-nucleotide messenger RNA. Its product is annotated as carboxylesterase 1-like. NCBI's taxonomy places the organism in Eukaryota, Viridiplantae, Streptophyta, Magnoliopsida, Solanales, Solanaceae. The record is from RefSeq and is a predicted model, not a curated record. Gene Ontology annotation, molecular function: hydrolase activity.